UUUCCCGUUCUUCUCCAAUCUCCGUGUUGUUGUUCCCGGUGACGCGGCGGAGGUGUAGCCUGACGCGGGCUCUUACGUGUCGGCCAGAAUAAAAGUGGAGCUCCGGAGGCCCGGGAGUGACGAAGGGAGCCUGUAUCGCUUAGCCGAUGAAGAUGGAGUCAGUGGAGGUUCAGCAGGGAGUGGAGACGGCUGUGACGGAGGCAGAAACCCAGCACAUCACCCAGGCACAGAUCGCUACUUUAGCACAGGUAACCAUGACAACAGGCCACGCCUCAGCAACAGGUCCCACAGUAACGCUGGUACAGCUUCCCAACGGACAGACGGUUCAGGUCCACGGAGUGAUCCAGGCUGCACAGCCGUCUGUUAUCCAGUCGCCACAGGUCCAGGCUGUGCAGAUCUCCACCAUAGCAGAAAGUGAGGAUUCACAGGAGUCAGUAGACAGUGUCACUGACUGUCAGAAGCGCAGAGAGAUUCUGUCACGACGCCCCUCUUACAGGAAAAUCUUGAACGACCUUUCGUCCGACGCACCGGCUGUCCCUCGUAUCGAGGAGGAAAGGGCUGAGGAGGAUUCCUCAGCUGCUGCCACACCUUCAAUCACCACUGUUACUGUGCCCACACCCAUCUACCAGACCAGCAGCGGACAAUACAUUGCAAUCACACAGGGAGGAGCCAUUCAGCUGGCCAAUAAUGGUACAGAUGGAGUCCAGGGCAUCCAGACUCUGACCAUGACCAACGCAGCAGCCGCCGCCCAGCCUGGAGCCACCAUCCUCCAGUACGCACAGACCAGCGACGGCCAGCAGAUACUGGUUCCCAGUAACCAGGUGGUGGUCCAAGCUGCUUCCGGAGACGUCCAGGCCUAUCAGAUCCGAGCAGCCCCCGCCAGCACCAUCGCCCCGGGGGUGGUCAUGGCCUCAUCCCCCGCCCUCCCCACCCAGGGUGCUACAGAGGAGGUCACUCGCAAACGGGAAGUCCGCCUCAUGAAGAACAGUCUGUUUUGGCUUUCUUUGAGAAAGACAUUUCUACAGCAGAAGUUUGCGCUCCACCAGAUGCUCAACUGAACUAACAUAAACAAAAUGGGUGCCAAUGGACUAAACCAUUUGGCCCAUUAGCAAGGGUUGUGUGAGACCUUAGAUAGUCUUUUUUGUAUACAAAAUGUAGUCAGUCAAUCAACCAAGAUAUUCAGCCAAUACACUAACUUUACAUUUCAUCUGACAUGCAUUAUGAAAUUUAAUUAGGAAAUGAAAAUAUCCAGGUGAAAUAAAAUAUAUUCCAGACUUUUCAAGGGCCCUCUCUCCCCUUGGGCCCUGGUAAUCAGUAUUGGUUUUACCCCCAGUCUGAAGCCCCUGCCAGAGACCUAAAUGUUUCCCAACGAUCCUCUCAUUGUGCCACUGUAAACUUGUUUGUCGACAAAAAAAUGACCACCAUGAUCAAAGUUAACAUUUCUCUGUGACAUUUUUCAGUGUUUUACAAUAAUGUUUUCUGAUGUCCGUUAAAUGGUGAUAAAAUAUGGAUUGCAACAAAUGUGAGAUUGCAGAGCGAUUUGAUUUAAUGUGUAGCAGAUUCUUUGUGAAAUCUACAAAAGAUAUAGGCUACAAUUACAUGAGUUAACACUAAUAACCACGAAAAUUCUGUGAAAAGAGCUCCCUUUUGUGGGGCCGUGUGUGGUUUUUGAGAAGAUGUAUGUACGUAUUUGUCCGUUUAUUUUUUUAAAUUACUGUACAUAGACUCUACAGCAUGUGUAGACCUCAUGUAUUUCUGGAUUUAUGGAAAAUGUUCUUAUGGCUUGUAUGAAACCAAUUUUGCAUAUUUGUAACAUGCAUCAAUGUACAAUAGAAGACAAUGUAUGUGUGUAUUCAUGUAAUCCACCAGGCCUACCAAUGUCAUGGCAGCUAAGUGUAAAAGAAAAGGCCUUUGUUGGAGAUGUUAUAUUUUGGAGUGCUGUAUUCUGUUUAGGAUCGACAGUGUUUGUAGAGAAAAGCGAGUCUGUUGAAAGCAGUCGGGGUCCACAACAUAUAUCAGUUUCAUAAUUAACAUAAAUCAGUUUCAUAAUUAACUGUUUUGUUAAUUUGAAAACUGCACAGCAGAAACUUCGUUGGCUUCUUCCACACGUUAUUAUCUUUAAAAAAUGUUUUUAUCUCAGCACAAACGGCUCCAUCAGUAACCGUUUUUAUAUCUUCCUAUUCAUCAAAUGAAAGCACUGAAGCCCUUUUUAUCUUUAUUUUAUUGUACUUUGACUGCAUUUACUUGACUAGUUAAAUUAUAUUUUAAUUUCAGAUGCAAGUAUUUGCUAAAUUUGGAAAGUAACCUGAACAACAAAACAAAAAAUACUUGACAUUUUUUUAGUAUAAGAUACUAUAUGUGAUUUUUUUAUAGAAACUCCAAAUUCAUUAUGUUUCCUUCCGCUCACUGUGGAUAUUUGAAACUUGGCAUACUCAUAGAGCUCUAGUUAUAUCCUGGUAGCUUCUAUUUCUGAGCUGCAUCAACGUUCAAUCUUAACCUCUGUAGUUUGACAUAAUCAACUUAACUCAAAGUCAACUUAAUAGCUUUUUCCAAAGCUUUCAAUUGCAUCUCUCAGCCGUUAUCAGCAGUUUGCUCAGUUACAUCAUUACGUGACCAAGUAUGAACUUCAGGCAUGCGAUCAAAUGUGGACGGAUCUGAGUGUGCGAUAAUAACCCGUCUUUGUUCAAAAAUGGUCUUUGGUUUGUUAUGUUGAUAGCUCCUAAAGCAAGUAAGUGGACCUUGAGUUGAGUUUCAAAACCUCAAUCUUAAACUGAGAGGAAAUUUUAGGGGCACUAAUGCUCACUCUAACAAUUAGAGUGUGUUCCUUUUAUGUGUUUUGUUUCUUUUAUAUUACUUUCUAAAAUUCAUGGUAGCUCUGCCAGUUUUAUUUUUCUAGUUUAAAACAUGUUGAUAUUGUACAGUAUGUAUUUGUAAUUUAUAGAUGAUUAAAGGGUUAAAUCAGCUAAAGAAAUCGCACAGCACCUCAUACUUGGAGUCAUUCAUAAGGCUUUGAAUGAAUCAUCUCGUAUUGACUCACAACACAUUAGCAUGUCCCGUAGCUGUAUGUGUUGUCCCUGGUUUGCUUUCCUAAUACCUGUCACGGUGUGGUUUAGAGAAAUCUGAAAAUGUUGAAGUAAUCAAACCCCCACUGACAAACCAGACUUUUGGCCUCACUGAUUGUAAAGCUUAUUUUAAACGAGAGGAAACUAAAUUUAAUAGAAUCACUAUUAAGAAACGACUGAUGAGUAAUCAGGGCCAGGGGUUUAGAUAUGUGUGUGGGGCUGGAUAGCACCAGGGAAGCACUCAAAACCUUUUUAAAACCGAUGCCAUUAUGUUACCUGAGUUACUGAGAUUAAAGCUUUUGUGUUGUGUAUCCUGAAGAAAAGAAAAAAUCCACCUCUCAUCCAGGGAUGGUGCUGAAAAGAACCUAGUAAUAAUAUUUUGUUGUUGUGUCCUUUCCAACCAAAAGUGUUUUCAUUUCUGUGCCAGAAUGGUAAAUACCCACCGGCCUCACUUGUGCAUGAAACAGAUUGAUAUCCAUGUGUGUAAAAGUAUAUAUAAAGAAUUUCUAGAACAGUAAUAAUAACAUGUUUUCUAACUUUUAAUGUUGACAGUUUAUAUAUUGCCACUUUUACAAGGUAUACAUUUAAAAUGCCAUGUAUUAUAUAGUAUCUUGUAAAGACAACGUCAUCCAAUGAUGAGUUAUAUGCAUUUUGUUUCAACAUUGUCACCUUAUAAAACUAUACCAGCCCAUAAUUGGAAAGUGCUGUUACUCUGACAUUACAUCACUCUUUUGUAAACACACGCUAUGUUGCAAUAAACUACUCUUGAAGAUUG
Molecule: messenger RNA, 3837 nt
Organism: Perca fluviatilis (European perch)
Lineage: Eukaryota; Metazoa; Chordata; Actinopteri; Perciformes; Percidae
Gene: creb1b
Product: cAMP responsive element binding protein 1b
Exons: 8
Coding region: 147-1058 (303 amino acids)
Biological process (GO): regulation of transcription by RNA polymerase II
Cellular component (GO): nucleus; ATF4-CREB1 transcription factor complex
Molecular function (GO): DNA-binding transcription factor activity, RNA polymerase II-specific; cAMP response element binding; protein binding
Source: RefSeq, a predicted model, not a curated record